AUGUCUUGCUUCGUAUCUCAAGAGACUCUUGGUGACCUUUCAAGUCUUGACCUCCAGCGGGCGCGCGGUCCCCAAGCAAGCCCUGAACUUGUGGCACGGAAAUCACACAUUCGGUCUUUUUCCGCGAGUUUUUAUACAGCUUCAUCAUAUCAGAAUUGUCGAUUUGUGUUUGUAACAAGUGAAAAUUUUAGGGAAGUGAAGUCACCGUCGCGGCAACCCCUCAGCACAGUGCAUUUUACCGGUACGCGGGGGCAGGACACCUCAGCCAAGAUCCAGGAGAAACGCAACCCCCAUCACACAAACCCACAGCCCAAAACAAGAACAGCCAUAACCCACAACCCACGAAUGAAUAUAAAGAUAAUCACCAACCAGUCUGCAGCAGAUCCGAGGGUGGCCAUGGGGCGAGCGCUUCGUGCGUUGACCCUCGCGACGAUCCUUAUUACGGGGGCGACGUUGCUCUGGGUCGCUGAUUAUCGUCCGUUUCCUGUCUUCUUCCCGGAGAAAAAGGGAAGACCGGAUCCUGGGACAAGAACGAGUGCCUUUUUCCCUAGCCUGUCGCAGAAGUGUUUCGCCUACAAUGCCACCAGCGCGGAAAAUAUGUGUUGCCUCAUGAUGAAGUAUAUUUCAGAGGACGACAUACGACGGUGUAUACUCGGUGUGACGAGCAUACCUGAAGUAUCACUUUCACCUGCUCGACGAUUAAUUACCGAAGAACGGACACAGAGGAACAAGGAAGAACAGAGAGGGAUGUUCACGGAAGACAGUUCUUCGAUCACGCUUCACAAUAACACUGUGAACUGGGCUUUCAUAGGAGACUCCCAUACGCGUUAUCUGGUCUGCGCGAUUUUGAGUCUCAUGAAAGGUCCUGAAUUUCAAUAUCGAAUAUCAGAAUUCCAGGGGAAAUGGAAGAAUAUAGAUCACUUCCUGGACAAGUUGCCAAGGUGUCAGUAUAAGGGCGAAUUUAUCAUGAUUCGUCACGUCCUUUCGCCCUUCACGUUAACAUACUACCUAGACGUUUAUUUGACGAACUUGCCAAAGCUGGUGCAGCAGUGGGAGAUGGAAGAACGACCGAGGCCCAAUUUCGUUGUAAUGAACACAGGAAACCACUGGAUGCGGUAUCUCGAAUCCACCUACCUGGAGAAAGGAGUGAAAACAGCUGGGGAAAUAUUCGAGAAACACCUGCAGACCAUCGCACCUGUAAUCUCCCGUCUCGCCCGCACAGCAACUGUCAUCUUCAAAAUGCAAGAUGAUCUUCAGGUGGCUUAUAUCGAGAAACCGCGAGUAAAAUCUUUCACCGUCGACAACAUCCGAGAGUACAACGCCCUCUAUAAACAAGCACUGAAGAAUACCGGCGUCGUGUUCUGGGACAGCACUUUGCCUCUCUCCCGCGCAUACAACCAAGAAUGUCUCAGGAACCCAAGACACUUCAGAGACACCCUGUGGUGGAUGUGCAAGGACGUGGUGCACGUGGGGUAUAUCCUGGUGCGUCAGUAUGCUGACAUGGUUCUCAAUGCAGCUUGUGGUCGACGUAUGAGCAACUGCAGCUGAAACCGUUAUUACCAUAGCUUUUUCUGCAACCGGUAACCAUUUUACCUUUUACCUUAUUUAUCCAUAUAAUUUAUAUAUAACUGUCUUACCUAAAGAUAAACUUAUA
This is a messenger RNA of Penaeus chinensis, 1654 nucleotides long. RefSeq lists its product as uncharacterized. NCBI's taxonomy places the organism in Eukaryota, Metazoa, Arthropoda, Malacostraca, Decapoda, Penaeidae. The record is from RefSeq and is a predicted model, not a curated record. The transcript has 7 exons. The coding region runs from base 1 to 1548 and encodes 515 amino acids.